UUUUGUAACGCCAUUUUCGACCGAAGAUUUGUUACCAUUCCAAAAUACUCGUUAUCCACUACAACUAUUAUAAAUGGAGAUCACACAAUUAAUUCCAUUAACAACAACUAUCACUCUAUCCUCUAAAAUAUUUCUUCCGAUGGGUUUCUUCUCUUCAACGGCGCCCAAGUAUUACCUCAAUCGUGUUACUAGUAAAUAUCCAUUCAUGACUUGUGUUGUAAGGGUGAACACUCAAUCUCAAUGGCAAAGGACUGUUGCAAGAGUGUUGGACAAAUGCCACGGAGUACACAGUUUCAGAAUGGAUGAUUAUGGCGUCAUCGAAAUAUCUGGCACCGUUGAUCCAAGUUUACUGCUGAAAAUGUUGGGGAGAGCAGGAAGAUCCGUGGAGCUGUGCUGGUUUCAGUUCGGAGAGUGUUCCAGCAACCUCUUCAUGCCAACGAACCCCGGGGAAGGAAGCACUUACUCUCGCGAUGGAAGGUACCUGCACGCCUCCAGCCUUUCUCAACCAAAGCUACCUUCAAUCAACAAUCAAAACUGCGUUUUUGAUCAUGACAACUGCUACUAUAACAAGCAUGACUACAACCAUGGUCAUGGUUACCAUCACCAGCAAGGUUAUGAGCAUCAAUCUGGCUACAGUCAUGGCAGAAACCAGACUCAGAAUCGCGGUGGUGAAGACAUAGGCUGUUGCAGAGUAAUGUAGAUUGCUUGAUGCUACACUCAACCACACUCUUUUUUAAGUGAAGUUGAGUGUAGGAGCACUUUUUAAAGCUCACUAGUGUCUGAUUUUUUUUUUUGUUUGGUCAUUAUCUGUGGAGCACUUUUUAAAGCUCCAUAGUUUCUGAUUCUUCCUUUUCUUCAUUUUGUAUGUUGGAAACAUUUCCAACUCUGGCAGUAUAUGAACUUGAUUACAUCUAUUGUUCACUCUUAGGUAAA
This is a messenger RNA of Salvia miltiorrhiza (redroot sage), 933 nucleotides long. RefSeq lists its product as uncharacterized. The transcript is spliced from 3 exons. The record is from RefSeq and is a predicted model, not a curated record. NCBI's taxonomy places the organism in Eukaryota, Viridiplantae, Streptophyta, Magnoliopsida, Lamiales, Lamiaceae. The coding region runs from base 74 to 700 and encodes 208 amino acids.